GGAGGGAGGGAGGGAGAGCAUCGCCGCCAUGUUCCUGACCGUGUACUGUGUGCGGCGGGACCUGAGCGAGCUGACCUUCACUCUGCAGGUGGACGGCGGCCUGGAGCUCGAGACGCUGCGGGCCCUGUGUGAGCUGGAGAGCGGCGUCCCCGCGGCCGAGAGCCAGAUAUUAUUUGCAGAGCAUGCGCUGACAGACAAUCGCCGGACACUGGAAGCGUAUGGACUGAAGGAUGGUGAUGUGGUUGUCUUGCGUCAAUUGGAUAGACCACAGGUGCAGACUGGCCUGCAGCUCCCCGGGGCAUCGGGACUUCCCAGGAUUGACUUCAGUAGUAUAUCAGUGCCUGGAGCUUCGGUGCCAAGCAGACCACCCACUGGAACGUCUGUCCAGCAGCUGCCAAAUCCAGCCUCCACCAGUGCUACCAGCUCUCCGCCCCCUGUUCCAACCCAACAUGGAUUGGAAAAUAACCCAACAUUACUAAGGGACAUGCUUUUAGCAAACCCACAUGAGCUGUCCCUGCUCAAGGAGCGUAACCCUCCUCUUGCUGAAGCAUUGCUGAGUGGAGACCUAGAGAAGUUCACCAAAGUGCUGCGCGAGCAACAGUCAGAGCGAGCCCGCCGUGAGCAGGAGCGGAUAAGACUUCUAAACGCUGACCCCUUUGACCUCGAGGCUCAGGCUAAGAUUGAGGAAGACAUCAGGCAGCAGAACAUUGAGGAAAACAUGACAAUCGCAAUGGAGGAAUCGCCGGAGAGCUUUGGCCAAGUAGUGAUGCUGUACAUCAACUGCAAAGUCAACGGCCACCCAGUCAAGGCCUUUGUGGAUUCAGGAGCACAGAUGACAAUCAUGAGCCAGGCCUGCGCUGAGAGGUGCAACAUCAUGCGACUGGUGGACAGGCGGUGGGCAGGCAUCGCUAAAGGCGUUGGCACACAAAAAAUCAUUGGCAGAGUUCAUCUGGCCCAGGUGCAAAUUGAAGGUGACUUCCUGCCAUGCUCCUUCUCUAUCCUGGAGGACCAGCCAAUGGACAUGUUACUUGGACUAGACAUGCUAAAAAGACACCAGUGUUCCAUUGACCUGAAGCGGGAUGUGGUGGUGAUUGGCACAACAGGAACAGAGACCCGGUUUCUGCCUGAGGCGGAGCUCCCCGAGUGUGCGCGACUGGCAUAUGGCAUCCCACGCGAUGAUCUCCGUCCUGAGGAGAUGGCAGACCAGGAGCUCGCUGAAGCGUUACAGCGAUCUUCAGAGGAAUCGGGAAACGAAAAUGGCAAAACUACCUCAUUGGAAACCCCUUCAUUACUGACACCUCAUCCUAAUCUCCCUCUUCCCACGACGGGAACUGGUGAAUUUCAAGCCCCUUAUAGUCAAAGUCAGUUGGACCAUUCCGUUUCCGUCCCUGCUAGCCUUCCUUUACCAAAACAGAAUGAAUCUGAUUUUAGAAGAAGAGAAGACCUUCAGAUGCCUGAGUGUGCAGAAACACAGGCAGAAAAUCAGCUCCUGCCGGGACCUUCACAGUGUCUUUCUGACCAUCUGUUGGCUCUGCCGUCUCCUGAUCAUCUGUCUGUUCCUUCUCAGGCAACGUUAAGAGGAAAGCAUACACCACACCCAGAAACCCUACGCAGCAGCUCACAAAACCCCUCAAGACAGCUGAAUACAGAUACUGAUGAAACGUCUGUGCCAAAAUCUUUCUUGCCUGAUAUAACACAUCCGCGUGAGUUUGGCAAGGAAACGAGAGAUUGUUCUGUUCCGAGUGUCAGAGCAAAGCCUCAGCUGGAAUCUCCAGGUGAAGAAGGUUGUGAUUUGGAGGCAGCACCAAUGAGACAAAUUGAGGAUAUUUCUUCAGACGCUCAGCCAUAUCCUGAUCCCACUAAAUCAAGCCAAACCGCCUCGCCUCAAUUGACUCUGGGUGACUGCUCCUCCAAUGAUCACCAUUUGCAAGAGCAUGUUGACUCUGACAAGGGUGCUGAUGGCGACCUUCUUGAAGAGGCGACUGAGCCAUUGGUAAUGGACCUUGAAAUACACGAGAGAGAUCUGAAUAGCUGCUGUGAGAAAACUGCAGUUUGUGAACGAACGUCUACUGGAAAUUCAAGUAGAACGGCUGAGUGCUUUGACGCUGUAAUGGAGGUGAGUGCCACUGACCAACAAGCGGAGGAGAGCGACACAGCUACAGAGAUGGACAGCAGUGACCCAAAAGAAGGAAGAGUCAUGGAUUCAGAUCAGGACAAUACUCUACGGAUGGAAUUUGAGGAAACAUUCUUGAAGAACAGCUCCAGUUCGGCAGCAAAUAAUUCUGGUGAGGUUAGCAGCAGAAGUCACAAAGGAGAAGCUGCUCAGAGUAGUGAUGAAAUGCAUGUUGAUGCCCAUUUGUCCACAGAUAUGAAACCUCCCUCUCAACAAGGUACCCCAUUGGCACCAGACUGUGAUCCAAAUGAUUCCUCUCUCUCACCUGUAGCUGCUUUGAUCGAGUUGCAUCAGCAAUUAGUCUCCAAAUGUCAUGAAGCUGACUUCAAUGUAUCAGCCGCUGAGGGGAUCAUCUGCCGGCCAGAAGCUGUCAGUCAGGGAGAGCGUGUUCAGCCGAUGGAAGCAUGUGAAGAAUCGCUGACUGAUGGUGGCACAGCAAGCGAGAUGUGUCACAGUGCAGAGCAGCACAUUGAAGUGAUGGAAGUGGCAGAGCAAGAUCCUUCUGAAAAAAGGGAUGAAGAUAUGGAGUGUUCCGAUCGCCCAGCUCCACAAGUCGUCUCGGAGGUCAGGCAAGAUGCCCAAGAUGUGGCCCAGGAGAUUUUGACACGAGAAGCUGAGCACGAGGCUGUGCCACCUUCUGUGCUUGUGUCCGAGAACAUGACCAAGCAAGCGGACGUCCCCCCAGCCAAGGGGAUUCCAGAAAACCAACCAACAUCUCCAAAGAUUGGUUCGGGAGAUGUGGUGCGUACGCCUGCGUCUGCAACAGAUAAUAAUGACGGCCAGAUUUCUCAGCACACUGCUGCAGAGCUGCAGGUGCCUGAUAUUGCACUGUGCUCCUCGGAGAUUUCAGCAGCUAGGAUGCCUUGGGAAAGGACCAUGGAAGCAAACGUGGAUGAGCCCAAUACAUAUUGCAGGGAGAGCAGCCCUCUUGACCGAGGGCCCACAAUUCCUUCACUGCCGAUUUUCCCAGCUGCUAAUAUUGAACAAAUAAGAAGAUCAGGAUUUACUGAGCAAGAAGCCAUCGAGGCCCUUGAGCGGUCUGAUGGCGACACAGAGUUAGCUCUUCUGCUGCUUCUAGCCAGACAGAUUGUGGUUCCUGUCUGAAGCUGGUUAAUAGGAAUCGGUGGACACAAGUGAAACUGUUAUUUUUAAAGAUGUGGUCUUAUGUAGCCUGGUCUCAAAGUUUAAGAUUGUGUGGAAUUUUGGCAAACCCUCAAAUUCAAUCUUAGUCAAUUCACUUUUACAGUAUAUCGCUGUGAAGUGCUGCGAGACCUCUCAACGACGUGAUAAGGUGCUAUAUCAAAUGCAAGGAUUAUUACUGUUGUUAAUAAUUUGGAAGCCAGUUGAAACAUGCUGUGUGGAAAGCCUGAUUUUUAACUUCAGUUUAAGAAAUUUCCAAAAUUCUGCACAACACUAAAUUUUAAGACCACCUCCUUAAGACUGAUUUCAGGUCUUCAAUUCUACAUCUGAUCAUGUUCCACGCUCAAGUCAGAACCCAUCACCUUUGCAUCUGUUUGGAACUUACUGUCUGUACUGUUGUCAUUAGUCACCAACAAACUGCUUGUGAUGAAGUACCAUUGUGCUGGAGGUGCCACUCUACAGUAAUUAUUCCACUCAGAAAAUUUUAAACUUAUCCGACAACCGUUUGUCUCCAUUUGUCCCACCACCAACUACAUACAAUCUGUAACAGUAAUUAAAACCACUUGUUUUUAAAAGGAUAGCAAAAAUACAUAGCCCGUUUGAACACUUGGAAAAUGAGCUACACUAUUAUUAUUUGUGCUGAGUCAGGUUUUAUCCUUUAGAUUUUGGGUUUGUUCGUGCGUUUGGCAUAAGCUUGAGAAGAUGUGGGAAGGUCCAUCCUUAAUAUCCUUCAUCGGGAGUUUAUCACCAAAAUGUUGGAUCUUCUUCUCGUAAAUCUCUCAGCAAACCUAUCGAGACACAUUCGGUAUUCAGAGUUGGCGAGGAUUGUUUUGAAGGCGUUUGUCCUUUCUGGUGCGUGAUUAUGAACAGCCGCUUGAUGGGAUAUCUGGUCUUUGUUUUUCUCUUUUUUUAAACCAAAUAAAAAAAAGAAAAAUCG
Messenger RNA from Callorhinchus milii (elephant shark), 4250 nucleotides. RefSeq names its product DNA-damage inducible protein 2 (gene ddi2). Bases 29 to 3277 code for a protein of 1082 amino acids. NCBI's taxonomy places the organism in Eukaryota, Metazoa, Chordata, Chondrichthyes, Chimaeriformes, Callorhinchidae. The transcript is spliced from 9 exons. Gene Ontology annotation, molecular function: aspartic-type endopeptidase activity; protein binding. Gene Ontology annotation, biological process: proteolysis. The record is from RefSeq and is a predicted model, not a curated record.